Messenger RNA from Trypanosoma grayi, 398 nucleotides. RefSeq lists its product as hypothetical. The annotation marks the transcript as partial. The record is from RefSeq and is a predicted model, not a curated record. NCBI's taxonomy places the organism in Eukaryota, Euglenozoa, Kinetoplastea, Trypanosomatida, Trypanosomatidae. The transcript has a single exon.
CAACCGGUGGCCCCGCGCCCCCGCCGCUCACGCUGUCGGCUUCCAUCUUCGUGGUCGACGACAGCCGCAUAGCGGCGGCGGAGGAGAGCCGCGUCGGCCGCCUCAGUGAUCUUUCGACCCCGUCGGCGUCACUCUUGGCGCAGACGCCCUGCAGCUACGGCCCGCGGUACCGCAGCGGCACCAGCAGUGACGUGAACACGCCAAUAUGGACAACCAGCACACCGGCAUCGACACUGAUAUCGACGCUGCCAACGUUGGUGGCGCCGGCGAGGGCGGUCAGCCACCCUCUGUGCAUGUGCGGCGACGUGCCGUUCGACGAGACGGAGUCGCUGGAGGUGUCGUUGUUUUCUGCGGAGGCGCUGCACGAUAGCGCGACGAGCAGAUCAUCAGGCCAGUAG